AUGGCGACAGCACCUACGAUCGCGGCGACAGCAUCUACGAACUUGCCAACAGCACCAUUCCAGCCUCUCUCUGCGACGCUGCCUGAUCGGAUUGUCAAUGAGUUUCUCUUCCCCUGGGAUAGUCACGUCCUGGAAUGCAUGAACUUCUUCGACCCGGCGGUGCAGUGGUUAGCAUACUCUUAG
Messenger RNA from Anthostomella pinea, 183 nucleotides. Lineage: Eukaryota; Fungi; Ascomycota; Sordariomycetes; Xylariales; Xylariaceae. The record is from the annotation of a GenBank genome assembly.